Molecule: messenger RNA, 2236 nt
Organism: Nymphaea colorata (pocket water lily)
Lineage: Eukaryota; Viridiplantae; Streptophyta; Magnoliopsida; Nymphaeales; Nymphaeaceae
Exons: 5
Coding region: 380-1768 (462 amino acids)
Source: RefSeq, a predicted model, not a curated record
GCCGGCGCCCCUUCCUUCUUCCAAGUCAACCCAUCCAACGACCAACGCCAAUAUCUUCCGUGCUCUCUCUCUCUCUCUCUCUCCAUGGGGAGCGCCUUUCUGCCGGCCGCUCGAGCGAUCUUACUUCCCGGUUUCAGACAGGCGAGCUAUAGUGCAUACAAAAUCGAUCGUUCAUGAAGCAAAUUCGUAUGGCAGCGGAACGAAAUCACCAGUCGCGCCAUCGUCAAUCGAGGGAAAUCAGCGAUCGGCUCUGAAAGAUAGAGAAUCAGAGGGCUAAAUCGUUGAGAUCACGGCGAGGGCGAUUUGGACGACGGAGCGGAGUGGCAAAGUCUUCGAUGCGGAGGCGCCGAGCGCGGUAGGCGGACGGCGAGGAAGAUCGAUGCGGUCGUCGGAGAGGGCGGGGGCCGAGAGCCCGCAGGUCCUGGCAAUCGAGUGUGUGAAGGGGAGCACGAAGGGGGAGGAAUGGAAUGGGGCAUUGUUGCAGACGGGGGACAUCGUGGAGGAGGUGCACGUUGCAGGGUCGAUGGUGGGGUGUGCGCCUUUCAAGGGAGGGAGGGGCGGGGUACAGAAGCUUCUGCGUGCGUCCUACAAGCGGAACGAGACGUCGAUCUCGGUCCGGGCACGGAGGGGCCGGAACGAGUUCGUGGAGAUGCAGGGGUGCAUCGUUCCCAACGAAGCCGCCGGACGGAAGCAGUACAUCAUCCGGUCCGUCGAUGACCCAAACUACGCCGUGGCCUUUGUCGACCGCACCGAAAGCGAGUGCUUCGAGAUCCAAGGCACGAAAAGCUCAAGAGUGGUGAGCGCACUCUACAGCGCUCAACUGAAGGACGGGUACGUGUCCUACCCAUGGGAGAAGAUGAUGAGGGAGUUCCUGCCCAUCCCCAACUCCAGCUGCUUCCUCUCCAUGCUCGUUCUCCCCUGUGCCCCCGACAACACCUCCUCCCAAUACAACGAUCUCAACGACACCCUCGCCAGGGCCAACGCCUGGCUCGUCGCCGCCCAGGCCUCCGGUGUACCCAUCGCCUUCAUGAAUGUGCAAACCGAGCCCAUCCUAACCAAGAUUUCAGGCGACUGUGCUUCUUCGUCCGUGAAUGCCGGUUCCCUGUCUGAGCUCUCAAACGUAACGACUGCAGGGGUUUAUGGUUUCGAAGACUACCACGGCGUGGACAUUGGUGUCGUUAGAUCCGUCCGACUGUGGUACGCGCCCAUCGCCGGUGAGUUCCCCGUAGAGGUUGAGCUGAAAGAUGAAGAUUCAAGACUGGGUUUUUCCAUCAGUCGAACAGAAGAGGGUUUCAUCUACAUAUCUUCAGUAACGGAUGGCGAUGGAGACCAUGAGUCAGCGUCGCAAAGGUCGGGACUGAACGCUUUGUACAAAUCGGCAACAGAAGCAUCAAAGCUGCUUAUAGUAUCAAGGGUCUCCAACGAGAAGGUUCUACCAUGGAUGGUUUCCUCGGAUGGAGCUCUUAGGUGUUUCGACACAGUCUCUCUCAGCCACAAACUGUCGCUGCACCGCCAUGCACUGAAACCAAUCCUUAUGCAUGUGUUCCUCUGGGAUCGAGUGAGCGUCGGCCGACCAGGCCCCAAUGCAAAACAACCAUCAAUUCCACCAACAGCAGCAGCAAAGGCUCCCACCAAGUCGCCAGCGUUGCCUGGACGCUCUGAUGUUGCUCAGGUAGCAAGUAGCGAACAGGGUGGCACGAGACUAAGUAAAGACGCUGCUGGUGAGUUCUCAUUCAGAAUGGAAGAUCCACCCUCUGUUCGGCAGUAGCUGGGUUUCACAAGCAUCAUUCCUCUCUCUCUCUCUGCUUUGUUUCUCUGUUGGGGGAUGCUGCCGAAGUCUGCCCGAGCUCUCAAUCAAUUGGUGACAUGAAAGAGCUUUCAUAGAGUGUGCGGGGUUGUGCAUCGAUAUUUCCUUCUCAAUGACGUUCUUGUCACCGAAUAAAGCCAAGGGAACACAGUAGGUCCUUUUUUUUUUUUUUUCCUCUUUUACCAGUGGAGGUCAUUCCCAUCCUUGACGAAGAAUGUACUCGCUACCGCUUUGGCGGUUUUGGUGCUCUGUGUGCAUAAGACUGUUAUAUCUCGACAAUAGACUUGCGAAAUAUGUUGCUUUCUUCAAUUUAUGUUUUUUCUUCUAUAGGAAAAGCAAACACUGUGCUCAAAAUUUGGAUUUUAAUCCUUGCCUUUUCCCUCCUUAUUUGCACUGCAAUGAAAUUUCUCGGGUAUAAUUGUAGGUUUC